Orycteropus afer afer is the source of this 1287-nucleotide messenger RNA. RefSeq names its product immunoglobulin superfamily containing leucine rich repeat (gene ISLR). The record is from RefSeq and is a predicted model, not a curated record. The transcript has a single exon. Gene Ontology annotation, molecular function: protein binding. Bases 1 to 1287 code for a protein of 428 amino acids. Lineage: Eukaryota; Metazoa; Chordata; Mammalia; Tubulidentata; Orycteropodidae.
AUGCAGGAGCUGUGUCUGCUGUGUUGGGCCAUUCUCCUGGGCCUGGGGCAGGCCUGUCCCGAGCCCUGUGACUGUGGGGAGAAGUACGGCUUCCAGAUCGCUGACUGUGCCUAUCGAGACCUGGAGGCUGUGCCACCUGGCUUCCCAGCCAACGUGACCACGUUAAGUCUGUCUGCCAAUCGUCUUCCUGGCUUGCCAGGGGGCGCCUUUGAGGAGGUGCCCCUGCUGCAGUCACUGUGGCUAGCGCACAAUGAGAUUCGCACGGUUGCUGCCGGUGCGCUGGCCACUCUAGGCCAGCUCAAGAGCCUGGACCUCAGUCACAACCUCAUCUCUGACUUUGCCUGGAGCGACCUGCACAAUCUCAGCGCCCUGCAGUUGCUCAAGAUGGACAGCAACGAGCUGGCCUUCAUCCCUCAAGAUGCCUUCCGCAGCCUGCGCGCCCUGCGCUCCCUGCAGCUCAACCACAACCGCUUGCACACGCUGACCGAAGGCACUUUCACGCCUCUCACCGCUCUGUCCCACUUGCAGAUCAAUGAUAACCCAUUUGAUUGCACCUGCGGCAUUGUGUGGCUCAAGACAUGGGCCCUGGCCACUGCUGUGUCCAUCCCGGAGCAGGACAACAUCGCCUGCACUUCACCACAUGUGCUCAAGGGUACGCCACUGAGCCGCCUGCCGCCCCUGCCAUGUUCGGCACCCUCAGUGCAGCUCACCUACCAGCCCAGCCAGGACGGAGCAGAGCUACGGGCUGGCUUCGUGCUGGCACUCCACUGUGAUGUGGAUGGACAACCAGCACCCCAGCUGCACUGGCACAUUCAGACACCCGGGGGCACCGUGGAGAUUGCCAGUCCCAAUGUGGGUGCAGAUGGGCGUGCCCCGCCUGGAGCCCCAACAACCAGAGGCAGGCCCCGCUUCCAGGCUUUUGCCAACGGCAGCCUGCUCAUCCCCGACUUUGGCAAGCUGGAGGAGGGCACCUAUAGCUGCCUGGCCACCAAUGAGCUGGGCAGUGCUGAAAGCUCAGUGAAUGUAGCGCUGGCCACACCAGGUGAGGGUGGGGAGGAUGCACUGGGACGCAGGUUCCACGGCAAGGCAGUGGAGGGCAAGGGCUGCUACACCGUUGACAAUGAGGUGCAGCCUUCUGGGCCCGAGGACAAUGUUGUCAUCAUCUACCUCAGCCGGGCUGGGAGCCCCGAGGCAGCAGUCACAGCAGCCGGGGUCUCUGGGCAGCAGCCCCCAGGUCUAUUCUUGCUGGGCCAGAGCCUCUUCCUCCUCUUCCUCGCCUCCUUCUAG